AUGUGUAGGAUAAGCAGAACGGUAGUUAUAGCAAAAGUGGAAGGAGAAAAUAAAAAGAAAGAGAUCAUGAUAAACAAGAGCCGAUCGGACUCGGAUCAUAUGCCCUUGGUCUUGGAAAUGAAGAGGAACACAGGAAGAGAGAAGAAGAAGAGGACAAAAGAGAAGAAAGAAGAAAGAUGGAGAUGUAGGUGGAAAGAAAAAGAUAUAAAGAAAUAUAAGGAAAGGACGAAUGAGACGGAACCGAAAGAAAAAAUAAUAGAGGAGGUAACAAUAGAAGAAAAAUGGAAGGCGCUAAAGGAGUUGAUUCUCGAAGCUAUGAUAAAAAGAAAGGUAAAAGGAGGAAAGAAAAAGAAACUAAGAUACAAGCAAUGGUGGGACAAAAGUUGUACAAGGAGGAAAAGGAUAGCCCACAGAGUUUACAGAGGAGGGGAAGAAGAGGUGCCAGAAGAGGAAAAGGAAAGAAGAGGAGCAGAAGAGAAGAAACAAGCAAAAGAACAAGAAGUAAGGGAAACGGACGAAGAGCUGAAGGAGGCAGAAAUAAUUACGGCAAUAAAUAGAUUGAAGAAAGGAAAAGCAGCAGGUAUUGAUGGGAUUCCGAUGAAAGCCUGGAAAUAUGGAGGAUCAAAAAUAAGGAAAAGAUUUGUGAAUUUAGUAAAGAAAAUCUGGAAGGAGAAAGAGAUUCCGGAAGACUGGAAAAAAAGUGUAAUUGUGACAAUUCAGAAGAAAGGGGACACGGAGAAGGCGGAAAAUUAUAGAGGAGUAGCGCUGUUAUGUACGGUCUACAAGGUAUACGCAGAAGUUAUAAAGAAAAGAUUGGAAAAGGAAGUAGAGAAGAGAGAGCUAAUACCGGAGAACCAAGCAGGCUUUAGGAAAGGAAGAAGGAUAGUGGACAACAUAUUCAUACUAAGCCAUGUUGUCCAAAGAGAAAGAGAAAGAAAGGAAGAUGGAAAUGAAAGAAAGGUGUUCGCCUUCUUCGUGGACCUAAAAGCAGCAUUUGACAACAUAAACAGAGAAAAGCUUUGGGAACUGAUGGACGAGUGGAGCAUAAACGGAAACAUAAUCGACAGGUUGAAGAGAAUAUACAAAAAAAUGAUGACAACAAUCAGGAGGGGAGAUAGAUUAAUAGAGGAGAUUAAGACAAGAAAAGGAAGCGGAUUAUGCGAGUCACAUAAAAGAGCUAAGGAGAAAGGGAAGGAUGGUGGCAAAUAUAGUAUGGGGUAUAGACGAAAGGAUGUGCAAAAAUGA
Molecule: messenger RNA, 1245 nt
Organism: Solenopsis invicta (red fire ant)
Lineage: Eukaryota; Metazoa; Arthropoda; Insecta; Hymenoptera; Formicidae
Product: DNA ligase 1-like
Exons: 4
Coding region: 1-1245 (414 amino acids)
Source: RefSeq, a predicted model, not a curated record